Molecule: messenger RNA, 474 nt
Organism: Pocillopora meandrina
Lineage: Eukaryota; Metazoa; Cnidaria; Anthozoa; Scleractinia; Pocilloporidae
Source: the annotation of a GenBank genome assembly
AUGCCAGUGAAUUUCCAACCUGUGACACCAAUGACGGGCACUUCCCCAGCGCUAGUGGCUUCAGCCGAGGCGUUGACUCGUUUAACUUCCGGGGAUGAAAAGCUGCUAAGUAACAAACAUCAAACAAGCUUUUCAAGUUUUGAAGACUUUUCUGUAGGAAAUGAGACUCAGAGAGCAUCACCUUCACUUGCAGUCAGACCAUCGGCGCCCAUUGUGAGAUAAUUAGUUGUUACCACACCAAAUCUUCCUACCACCACUUGGCAGUUCUCUUCUAGCACGAUUUCAGAAAGUGUAGCCCUAGUUACUUCCAUUUAUGAUGUGUUUAGCAGUCAUGGACAAGAACACGUAGGGGACUUCAACAGGCACAGUACAAGCCCAAUGGAGAUACCCAAGCAAAGAGAGACAAAGAACAAAAGCAAUCGCUGUUUUUUUAGUAUGCAAUUUGAGACCGGUUUUCGAGAAGAUCAAACUUGA